This is a messenger RNA of Oryzias melastigma (Indian medaka), 2020 nucleotides long. Its product is annotated as tripartite motif-containing protein 16-like. Lineage: Eukaryota; Metazoa; Chordata; Actinopteri; Beloniformes; Adrianichthyidae. The transcript has a single exon. The record is from RefSeq and is a predicted model, not a curated record. Gene Ontology annotation, molecular function: protein binding; zinc ion binding. Bases 98 to 1756 code for a protein of 552 amino acids.
AACCUGAUUGGCUGAAUUCACAGUGAAAACACCUGAUUGGAGGAUCAGAGUCAAACUGAAAGUGAAACUCACACAGUGUUUGUGUCUGAGAGGAGAAAUGUCGCAGUUAGGAGUUUAUCUGGAUCAAGAAACCUUCAGCUGUUCCAUCUGUCUGGAUCUUCUGAAGGAUCCAAUGACUGUUCCCUGUGGACACAGCUACUGCAUGAAGUGUAUUCAAGGAUUCUGGGAUGAAGAGGAGAGAAUCUACAGCUGUCCUCAGUGCAGGAAGACCUUCACACCGAGGCCUGUUCUGGUGAAAAACGCCAUGUUGGCAAAUAUAAUGGAGCAGCUGAAGAAGACUGGACUCCAAGCUGCUCCUGCUGAGGACCACUAUGCUGGACCUGAAGAUGUGUCCUGUGAUGUCUGCUCUGGAAGAAAACUGAAAGCCAUCAAGUCCUGUUUGAACUGUCCGGCCUCUUACUGUGAGAAACACCUUCAGCCUCAUUUGGAUGCAGCUCCAUUAAAGAAACACAAGCUGGUGGAACCCUCCAAGAACCUGCAGGAGAACAUCUGCUCCAUUCAUGAUGAGGUGAUGAAGAUGUUCUGUCGUACAGAUCAGAAGUGUAUCUGUUACCUCUGCUCUGUGGAUGAACAUGAGGGACAUAAAAUAGUCUCAGCUGCAGCAGAAAGGACGGAGAAGCAGAGAGAUCUGGAGGAGAGUCAACAACAAAUCCAGCAGAGAAUCCAGGACCGAGAGAAGGAGGUGAAGCUGCUUCAACGGGAGGUGGAGGCCAUCAAUCACUCUGCUGAUCAAACCGUGACGGACAGCGAGAAGAUCUUCAGUGAGAUGAUCCAUCUCAUCCAGAAAAGAAGCAGUGAUGUGAAGAAAAAGAUCAGAUCCCAGCAGCAAACUGAAGUGAGUCGAGUCAAAGAUCUUCAGGAGCAGCUGGAGCAGGAGAUCACUGAGCUGAAGAGGAGAGACGCUGAGCUGAAGCAGCUCUCACUCACAGAGGAUCACAGCCAGUUUCUGCUCCACUACCCCUCACUGCCACCACUCAGAGAGUCCACAUCCAGCAUCAACGUCCGUCCUCUGAGAUACUUUGAAGAUGUGACAGCAGCUGUGUCAGAGCUCAGAGACAAACUGGAGGACGUUCUGAGAGAGGAACGGACGAACAUCUCACUCACAGUCACUCAUGUGGAUGUUUUACUACCAAUACCAGAACCAAAGAGCAGAGCUCACUUCUUCAGAUAUUCAUGUCAAAUCACACUGGAUCCAAACACAGCACACGCACUACUGUCCUUAUCAGAGGAGAACAGGAAGGUGACACGAAUGAAACGACCUCAGUCUGUUUCUGAUCAUCCAGACAGAUUUACUGACUGGUUUCAGGGUUUGAGUAGAGAGAGUCUGACUGGACGUUGUUACUGGGAGGUGGAGAAGACAGGAAACUAUAUUUAUAUAGCAGUCGCAUACAAGAACAUCAGCAGAUCUGGAGAUAAAAGUAGACUUGGUUUUAGUGACAAAUCUUGGUCAUUAGUUUGUUCUUCGAACUCUUUCUCAUUUUACCACAACGGCAUAAAAACCUCCAUCUCAGCUGCUGGUUCCUCCAGGAUUGGAGUGUACCUGGACCACAGUGCAGGUGUUCUGUCCUUCUACGGCGUCUCUGAAAGCAUGACUCUCCUCCACAGAGUCCAGACCACAUUCAGUCAGCCGCUCCAUGCGGGACUCUGUGUGUUUGGUGUUUAUGGAGACACAGCAGAGUUUUGUCAACUCAAAUAGUCCCUGAAGUUCAUGAAGGAAGUGAAAAGCUUUAGUGAUUUCUCUGCUUUAGAUGAUAUGGAACUAAACUGUGUAAUAUCCUGUGGAGUUGUGAUUAUAGUCAGAAAUGAAAAAUCUGAAGAAAAUUUUGUACACGCAUCUAAAGCUUUUUGGAGUCCAAUCAGUUUUCUUGUCGUUUCUUUAAAAUUGGGAUUUGACACAUUUUUUGUUCAUGCUUUUGUGUUGUUGUCAUGUGAAAUAAAGGAAGCGGCAACACAAAUGGAA